AUGUCGGCCGGUGUGGCCCCCGCACUGCCACCUCCAUUUUCACCAUCUGCUGAGGGUUGUAUGAACUAUCAAUGCUUAUGCCCAUACUUUCGGGGCAGCAUCGGCCCGGGUGGGCAAUGCAUGCUGCCACAAGGCGGUGUUCUAACAAUGUCAAUGCGAAAGGAAUACAGAACAAUGUCUGACAACGAGAGGAUACGAUUCCAUAAUGCACUCCUUCAAUUGAAAAGAACCGGAGAUUACGAUCGGUUAUCGGUUAUGCACCGACAGGUCGGCUCCUCAUCAGGCGCGCAUUCCGGUCCAGGAUUUUUGCCGUGGCACCGUGAAUUUAUGAAGCGAUUCGAAAUCGCAAUCCGGUUGAUCGACCCCGGGUUGAGCAUGCCAUACUGGGACUCCGUGCUCGAUUCAUAUCUUCCGGAUCCGCGGGAUUCGAUCAUGUUUACUCCAUUAUUUAUGGGAACCUUGGAUGGGGGUGGACAGGUCGUUACUGGCUCCUUUGCCGGAUUCAGAACCCUUGAGGGUAGGCCCAAUAUCGUAAGACGACUUGGCACCGAAGGCAAACUCUUCUCGGAAACUGCCAUCGCAAAUGCCAUCUCAAAUCCAGAUGUUCAAAGUAUUCUAGCGUACACAGCCCCUCAAGCAGGUUGCCCCUUCCGCCCGAAUUUCGCAGCCCUUGAAUAUGCCCAUUCCUCUGUUCAUCUUUGGAUUGGUGGUGAUAUGAAACCGCCGACGACAUCGGCGAAUGAUCCGAUUUUCUUCCUCCAUCACACUUUUGUCGAUUAUAUCUGGGAGAUCUACCGGCAGACACGGCAGAGCCGAGCGCAGAGAGAAAUUGCUUAUCCUCCUGACAUUGGCACUUGUGCGAAUAGUCAGCAUUUCUCAUAUGCUCAAAUGAGACCUUGGGAUAAGCAAAACCGUGAUGGUCUAUCAAACAUCUACACCGAUCAAAUUUACCGUUACGCCCCAAGGCCAACAUGUUCGGCCCAAAAUCCAUACUGCGGGAGUCAAUACCUUUUCUGUGAUACCCGUGGAAAUGCGCAUUGUGUGGCAAAGGUGAGAAUGGGAGGAAACUGCCGUGGCUUUGAAGGGUUUGACGCUUGCCAUCAGGGAGCCCCACAACCCACCCAACAACAGCAGCAACCCCAAACCCGUCCCGCCGCCACCCUGGCCAACGCCCCAUCCACCGUACCGCCGACUGCUGCCCCACAACCGACGCAGGCCGGAAAUUGUUACAAUGAUGAUCCUUGUUGCGAGUGCACGGUAAACCGAAACUAUAUGGGCCGGUACUGCCGGAAGUCGUGUAACUUCUGCCAGGGCGGCGACAACCGACAGGGUUGCGUCGACAAGCAUGUCUCAUGUGCAUUCUGGAGGGCUCAGAAUUUCUGUACGAGGAGGAGACAAUGGAUGGCCGAGAAUUGUCAGGCAAGUUGCGGCUGGUGCAACAUCUCCAAACAACAACUCUGCGUCUCGGUAGCCCGCAUGAGCAGAAUG
Messenger RNA from Mesorhabditis spiculigera, 1488 nucleotides. NCBI's taxonomy places the organism in Eukaryota, Metazoa, Nematoda, Chromadorea, Rhabditida, Rhabditidae. The record is from the annotation of a GenBank genome assembly.